GGUUCCGACUGUUCGAAUAGCACUUCUUCCUGCAAUAGUUGUUCCACACCAGGAUCCCCAUUUCAAAUGGAUGGAUCGCGGUGUCUCCUGGCCAAUGCAAUCUCCUUCAAUCUCUCCCGACCCCCUUCUCUUGAUCAUACACCCACUCCAUCCUCUUCCAACGAUCCUUCCUUCGAGUCUCCUCCUGGUAAAUCAAGCACUCGAUGA
Rodentolepis nana is the source of this 207-nucleotide messenger RNA. Lineage: Eukaryota; Metazoa; Platyhelminthes; Cestoda; Cyclophyllidea; Hymenolepididae. The record is from the annotation of a GenBank genome assembly.